This is a messenger RNA of Dibothriocephalus latus, 315 nucleotides long. The record is from the annotation of a GenBank genome assembly. NCBI's taxonomy places the organism in Eukaryota, Metazoa, Platyhelminthes, Cestoda, Diphyllobothriidea, Diphyllobothriidae.
AUGACGGCCAAUGGGAAUAUGCCAGCUUUCAAGCAGGGCGAAGUGCUUCGAUGGAUCAAUUCUGACGAGAAUGUACUCAGCGGUAUUACUGAAUUGAUGGAGCACACUUUCAUAGACUGUGAAAGGAGCAACGGCGAGGUUGUUGUCCUACCUUCCGAGUGUGCCCGAGUUCUUCGCGAUAAACUAGAAAUUGCCUACGUCUUGAACAGGCGUCCGCGGGCCGAACUUAUAGAGGAUUACAUUUCGCAAUCGCCAAAGGAACUGUAUCUUAAGGUAGUCUUUCUUGGGGCUUUUGUAAUUUUUAUUACUUUCUGA